AUGUUUCGUUCUGAUGCGGUAGAAUCGAGCGUGGAGUGCUCUUUAGAACCACUUCCUUCGUUGCACAUACCCAUCGAUUACCUGAAGGAGCCUUUAUUUUUCGAAUUGCAACUAGAAAAAGAGGAAGGUUCUAUGAGUGUAAAAUCCGCAGGUUCUACAGAAAUGGGUGUGCAAAACUCUCGUUUCUAUCAGUACUCAGUCAAAAAUAAUUAUCACGCUAACUUGCUCAGCACACCAAACGCGCUUCGCCGUUUUCCGGCCACAACAGGGAGGGAAAAAAUGUGCGCUUCUGAACCCGUUUCUGCGCCGCACACUUCGAAAAAGGCUCGGCCCCAUGAUUAUUUAGAAACGAGAUCCUUUGUGUUGCGCCGCGAGGCGAUGCUGAGGCGAGAACGAGAGAGAAUGGAAGAGCUUCAGCGACAGUAUGAUAUUACAGAGGAUGUACCAACUCCUAUUGUUUUAGACUUGGACCCGCAAAUGCUACAACCUACCAAGGCAACGCGCCUGCGUACCGAAUUUAUCGCUAGGCGACUCAAACAAAGGGAAAUGGCAGAUAAUAGUACUUACCACCGUAAGGGUCGUGAUACUUACACUACUGGGAAGUGUUCAAGCACGCAGAAUGAGGGACCAGUCCAGGCACCCGUAGAGCGUCUAACACGGUCAGCCAAGCUCUUUAAAGAGCACACGUCGCGGCGCAUUCGGGAACUGGAGCUGGAAAGAAUUCGCAAAGCUCAAGAAGAGGAAGGAAUCAUCGAAAAGCCAGUGCACAUUGCACACCCUUCAACUUGCUGUGGUUCCCAAUCCAGGACUGCCGAGAAGCGUCCCUUAGAGAAUUGCUUCAACCGAGCAACUCGAUUGCUACAUCAACGUAUCGCUGAGAGACAAGAGGAGAUACAAAAAGAGAGGGACAAGGAACAAGCGGCUCGUGACGCUAUACUGAGACCCCCUCGGAAGACUUUCGACUAUAAACUUCGAUUCCAGAAAGGCUAUGAUAGAAACAGUCCCGUUCGCCAACACAAAUGUCAGCAUGUUCAAGAGAAAUUAAAUCCGGAGCUGCCUCGAACUAGUGCACAGAUGCCGUCUGAUGGUCCGUCAUAUUCUUCAGUCGAGUUGGGUGUUGAGUUUCCAGUCAAACGUGUAGGCUAUCGUCAUUAUGAUCAGAAAGAGCCUACUAAAAGCGCAGACAUAUCUCCCAGAAUAGAGCAAGAACGUUUUUCGAGGACCUCCUGUCUAUUCACGGUUCCCCAAGAACCUUCGACUAAGCCGAGUUGCCUAUCGGCCUCUAAUACUGAGCGGCGGGAAGUGGCGUGCCAAAAGGAUGGCACCCCAGAUUUCCCGUCCAGUACAUGCAUCGUUGGUAAGGAAGCUAAGUGGCACCACAAUGCCUGGAAAGUGAACGCGUCCGAUCAUCAUCUCACUAAUAGGUCAUCUAGGGGUAGUGGCAUUACUAUGCCUAAUGGCGAUGUGAAUUUCAACAAAGCUCUUAUUGAUACUUCAAAUGCACCCGAUCAUGCUUUGCAGUCUCUUGACUCUUCUAAUAGGCUGAUGAUAUCGAACAUCAAUGGGGAUACACCGAAUUUGCAAAAGCACUUGAAAUCCGAUACUGACUUCUUUCGGAAGAAUGCUGGCUUUGAUUUAGAUCCACAUGCUUUGGGGCUUGGAGAAGAAGUGUCCUCUAAAGACAUGUGUGAUUCUACCAGAGAGGACACUCCGUCAUGUGUAGCGUAUUCCAAGCGCCAGGUGGAGACUCUUGGACAUCAAAGGAAAGUCACGGGACCUAGUCCUCUAGAAGUGUCCCGAUCCCAUUCUCGCUUUGUUCACUCUAUCAUCGAUACGAUAUCGUGUAAACCUUCCUUGAAGGUGGCCUCAUUGUCGCAGAGGAGCUCGAGUGGUGCCCAGACCCGCUGUUCCUCUCUCAUGGCGCUGAUUUCCCCGCGGUCUUAUGCGGUAUGCCAUUCAAUGUGCUCCGACACUCUUACCCGGUAUCGGACACUUUAUUUCGUCGUUAUGCAAAGGCUACGGCGUAGGUUCUAUAUGCUAUGGAAGCAAUGGAUAUUUGAGCUAAAUCCAGGGGGUUGUCCCAUCAGUUCUGCUACCAAGAAGUGGACUCUGAUGGAAAUGUCAUUUCCUACUUCUGUCCCCGGCAAGCGUCAGGAACAGGUUUCUUCAGGAAUAGUAGAUGAAACGUCACACACAUGUUGUGAUUUUACGUCAAACCGGAGCGAGUCUCUACCCCGAGGUGCACCAGGUAACCAAGGCCCUUCUGCUGAAGGGGAAUCUCCACGGAUCAGAGUCAGUAUAUCCCGUCCACCAGCGUUACUUGAAGAUGGGUCUGCCACGUCUAAGUUAGCACCGAAUGCUGGGGAUGAGAUAGCUCUAGUAUCUGUUGAAAUUUCCCUCGACUCUCCUUAUGCUGUCACUCUACAAGGAGUUGCGCCGACUCGGUCCUGUCUAGGCCAACAAGGUUCUCUACAUUCCAAAAGGGAUUUGCAGACAUCCUUUCGUACUGGCGAAACAUGUACCAUAGACAGUGGUAAGCUGAAUGUGGGCGAGGUACCUUCAGAAGUACCACAAGAGAAAGAUACAGCAAGCAUAGAUAGCAUGGAAUGUGCUUCGGGUUGUGACACAGUGCGUGAGAAAGCUUCGCUGAGGCAAAUGGAGGAUGGGCCGCCUCCAGCUUUUUCGGUUGGCAAGUGUGUAGAAACUCAAAAGUGUGAGAAAUUGAGUUCGUGCUCUGACCAAGAGUUGCGUGACAUUUUGGCUCUCUGCUCAGCCGAUGUGUCUUUAAACCUGGAUAGUCCUCCAAGCUUAAGUAGGCCUUCACCUCACGCUCCAACUCCAUGGUGCUUAUCACCUGCUUUGCUGUCUCCAUCAGAAGCGCCACAGCAGCACCUUUCAUUGGGGUGCGUGUUCUCAGAAUUUAAGAUGAAUCAACAUAUGUCGUCACAACAAGAUUCUUUACAAGGAGGAGCUAUAGAGGGGGCGGGUAAUGUUUGUGAUGGGGUACACGACAGCUCCGGGCAGCGCUCUUUUUUAACUGAAGGUGAGAAAGUAGACACAGCACAAAGUGUAGCCUUUCAACCCACUGAAAAAGAUCGGGCCAGCAUCGAGGGGGGUGAAUAUCACUCCAGUAUGCUGAAUCAAUCGAAUAUAGACAACACUAUGUUCAGCGUGUCUAGUAUAUUUCCAGACCCCUCUGUAUAG
Phytomonas sp. EM1 is the source of this 3204-nucleotide messenger RNA. Lineage: Eukaryota; Euglenozoa; Kinetoplastea; Trypanosomatida; Trypanosomatidae. The record is from the annotation of a GenBank genome assembly.